Messenger RNA from Meira miltonrushii, 1526 nucleotides. Its product is annotated as lipase. Gene Ontology annotation, molecular function: triacylglycerol lipase activity. The transcript has a single exon. The record is from RefSeq and is a predicted model, not a curated record. NCBI's taxonomy places the organism in Eukaryota, Fungi, Basidiomycota, Exobasidiomycetes, Exobasidiales, Brachybasidiaceae. Bases 95 to 1471 code for a protein of 458 amino acids. Gene Ontology annotation, biological process: lipid catabolic process.
UUUCACUCCGAAUUCCCACUCUUGUCGUGUACACAGACCCUCUUUCUCACCAUUGCCCCGCAUUUAUUGCAGUGAUGACUUCAAUAUCGCACUUAUGAAUCUAUUCUUUGUCGUCUUUGCCAUCGGUUCUGCUCUUGCUGCGUUACAGAAGUACAUCUUUGGCAUUUUUGGUGGUGCAACAAAUACCGCUCUACCUGAUCCAAACGUGGAUCCAUUCUAUAAAGUACCAUCUUCCAUUGCAUCGUAUCAACCAGGUGAAGUCAUCUCAUCAAGAGAGGUAAUCACACAUAUCGACAAAUCCUACUACAACAAAAGUUUUCAGAUAUUAUAUCGUACACAAAAUACAGCGCAAGAACCUGAUGCAACGGUAGCAACUUUAUGGUGGCCGAAAGAGCCCGUAUACCCCGCCAAAGUUCUCUCUCUUCACGUAUUCACAGAUUCCGCUCAGCUGAAUUGCAACCCUUCUUGGGCAUUCCUCAAAGAAACCGCUUCACAAAAUGUAUUAACUACAACAGUUGACGCUCCCUUUUACGUAGAAUGGGCUUUGUGGAAAGGGUACUACGUUGUUGCACCCGAUUAUCUAGGUUCUGUCUCUGCUUUCAAUGCAGGCUAUCAAGAAGGUUAUGCGGUCUUGGAUGGUCUACGUGCAACAUUGAACUUUAACAAACUGGAUAAGGAUUCAGAAUUGGUCAUGUUUGGCUAUAGCGGUGGAGCACAUGCGACUGUUUGGGCUGCCAAUCUGGCCAACGAAUAUGCAACUGAGCUUAACAUCAUCGGCACAGCACACGGAGGGACACCGGUAGACACUCGUGGAAUUUAUAACAAUCUCAUGGGCUCCGUCUGGUCAGGAAUAGCCGGAGCAGGUUUAUCCGGUUUAGCAAAAGCAUAUCCAGACUUCAACGAAUAUUUGAUGUCCCUUCUGACAGAGAAGGGAAAGAAGCAUUUAGAUCAAGUUUCUGCUCCUAAUGUUUGUUUGAUGCAAAUCGUAUUUGGAUUUCCUUAUAAAGAUUUUUCAUCAGAAACAACACUCAAAACUAUACCCCUAGAUGAUGAAAUACCCAAAAAGUUUUUACAACGUGAAUCUUUACUGAAAAAUGUCAGUGCAAAAGCAGUGAAUAUACCCAAAUUUCCAACAUUUCAAUAUCAUGCCCAAUUGGACGAAAUCGUUCCAAGAAACAAUCAUGAACAAUUUAUCGAACAACAAUGUGAAGAAGGUGCAAAGAUUCAGUAUGAAGUUUUACCCUUGCAAGAUCAUCUUACUACAGUCAUUUUGGGAGUACCUGUAGCCAUUCGAGCUUUAAGUCAACUUUUUGAUGGGACCCUUGAUACUUCAAGAUGUGGUAAAUCAAGUCAACAGCCCAUCAUCAAUCCAGAUUCAGCCGAAGUUGAUGAAAUUAUGGGAUCUUUGGCAGCUGCCCGAUUACGCAAAUUUAAUGGAAAGGAUACCCCGUUAGCUAAGUUUUCAUGGUGAAUGCGAAUAUUUCAGAGGACAUUUGUAAUAUUAUCUUUUUUAUUUUGGAAUGAAC